Messenger RNA from Nothoprocta perdicaria, 1547 nucleotides. It is a transcript of the gene DSTN, whose product is annotated as destrin, actin depolymerizing factor. Gene Ontology annotation, molecular function: actin filament binding. Bases 49 to 495 code for a protein of 148 amino acids. Lineage: Eukaryota; Metazoa; Chordata; Aves; Tinamiformes; Tinamidae. Gene Ontology annotation, biological process: actin filament fragmentation; actin filament severing; cell motility. The transcript has 3 exons. The record is from RefSeq and is a predicted model, not a curated record. Gene Ontology annotation, cellular component: actin cytoskeleton; cytoplasm; actin cortical patch.
GCAUCUGGAGUGCAGGUUGCCGAUGAGGUCUGCCGCAUCUUCUACGACAUGAAAGUGCGGAAGUGCUCCACGCCUGAGGAGAUUAAGAAGAGGAAGAAGGCCGUCAUCUUCUGCCUCAGUCCAGACAAAAAGUGCAUUAUUGUGGAAGAAGGCAAAGAGAUUCUAGUGGGCGAUGUCGGUGUGACGGUUACCGACCCUUUCAAGCACUUUGUGCAGAUGCUUCCKGAGAAGGAUUGCCGUUAUGCCUUGUAUGAUGCAAGUUUUGAGACCAAGGAAUCCAAAAAAGAAGAGCUGAUGUUUUUCUUGUGGGCACCAGAACAGGCACCUCUCAAAAGCAAGAUGAUCUACGCGAGCUCCAAGGAUGCAAUCAAAAAGAAGUUUCAAGGCAUAAAGCAUGAAUGCCAAGCAAAUGGGCCAGAGGACCUCAACCGAGCUUGUAUUGCCGAGAAGCUAGGAGGCUCCCUAGUCGUAGCUUUUGAAGGAAGUCCUGUGUAGAUGUCAUACAGUGCCACAACUCUACAAGCAUUCCAUGUUUUAAUAUAUCAGUUAUGUAAAGCAACCAUUCUAGGCAGGGGUUUCACUAACUGUAGGGAAGCUGUCUUGUAGAAUAAGUAAGUAGACUUUGGAGAUGUAGCUCGUAUGUACAAAUGACCCUAAAUAAAUCAAGUCUAAGGAUUUAUCUUGGUGUAUUGAUAUUUACAUUGGUUGUCCAGCCCAAUACUGUCCCUGUUGGAUUAACACUAACGGCCUCCAAAAAUUUUGGUCCAGUGUCACAAUAUGUGGGAUGAAAGGGUGGGUGAGAGCAGUCUAUUUCCUAUCCUUUUUUUGUUCUAAAUUGUAACAAACAAAACAGACAUUACUUUGAAGCUCCUAGCCAGACUGCCAAACUCCGAAAUCUCCCCCUGUAAYAGGUUAAAAUAAAAAUUAAAACCUGUAGUUAAAAUUAUGUUAAAGCAACCUGUUGGCACCAAAACUGGGUUAAAUACUUAGUGCUUGUGGUUGCCGAGCAGUGCUAGUACAGGUUAUUCACGAAGCUAAGAURCGAAUAGGCACACUUUUCUGGAUACAGUCCUAAUUUGCUCUCUUGUAAACCUCAUAGUGCUGUAGUAAUCUUAAAUUCACUUGCUCUACAGGUGGAAUUUUCUUACUAUGAAGUGUCUUGAGGUCCUUCCCAGCCUGAGUGAUACUAUUAAAAUUGCUUUACUGUCCACAUAGUUUAAUUUAGAACUACCUUAGUUUCACUAAUACACACGUACUAGAGGAUUGGGUGUUUCUGAGGCUUAUACAAAUGCAGGCUCUUAUUUUCAGACUCUCUUGUUAUGUAUAGUACAGUGAAAAGGAACCACUUGAAACUCUUGUAAGUGGCGUUCUCGGCCCCAGUCUUUGGUCCCUUGGUCCAUUUGUCCAUAAUUACUGUUGAUUUAACUUAGUAGAACCAGUCUGAUUAAUAUGGCUUGACCUGGGCUUUUUUGUCUGUUAGCUUCUUUAAUUCUGUAGAAAAUGCAUGGAAAUAUCACCUACUAGAAAGUUUGAUCUGAAAUGCCUUU